AGAAAAAGUUUGUCAAGGCGACAGGAGGUAUAAAGCUCUGUGACACGACCCCUCUCUCUCUCUCUCUCUCUCUCUCUCUCUCUCAUUUAAUAUCGUCCAAGCUCAUUUUCAAAGAGGGGACAGGGAAGAUACGUUUGACAUGGAAGUUACUGUGAGUUAAUAGGCCUGCGUUUUUUUUAAAUGCUUAAUCAUUGGCUAAAGGGAAGUAAGUUAAGGACGUCCAGGAAGAAAAGGAGCCGACAAUCAUGAGGGAUCCAGGGACUGGCUCAGGUGGAAAUGGGCUGAAAAGCCACCAUGGUGAGAGACCGUGUCAUCAGAAGAAACGUGUGUGCCACUCCUGGUUCCAGUUAGUGCUCCUGGUUUGUUUGCUGCUCUUAGUCUUGUGUUACACUCUGUCCGAAAGCUCUGUCUCGUGGUUGGACAGUUUCCCCUUGCAAGAGCACUACAAGACGUUGUUCAAUCCGACCGGGCUGAUUUACAACCGUCCUGAAAUUCUUGACACCACUACCACACCUUAUGAAUCGACUACCCUGCCCACUACUGCACCAACUACUGAAGCACCUCCUUGGCCUCUGUAUCACCAAGCCUACCCACGCAACUACCACUUCCUCAUGGAUAACACAGAGGUAUGCAGCAGCCCAACCCCUUUCCUGAUUUUGAUGGUUCCAGUAGCACCAAAUAAUGUUGCAGCUCGUGACGCUAUUCGGCAGACGUGGGGCAAAGUGAGCAAGGUUCAGGGCGAGGUGGUGCGUACUCUGUUCAUGCUGGGAUCUUCUGGAGGAGCUAACGUCGAGCAGCAGCAGCAAAAGCUCAAAGAGGAGAAUGUGAAGCAUCGAGACCUAAUCCAGAGUGACUUCAAGGACACUUACAGCAAUCUAACCAUCAAGACCAUGGUUAUCAUGGAAUGGCUGGUGACGCACUGCCCUUCAGCAGCCUAUGCCAUGAAGAUUGAUUCAGAUAUGUUUCUGAAUAUUGACAAUCUAGUGAUCAUGCUGCAGAAGCCAGGCAUCCCAAAGCAUAACUACCUUACAGGGAUGCUCAUGUGGAACCGGCCAGUUGUGCGCUCAAAGAACUCAAAGUGGUAUGUCUCUGAGGAGAUGUAUCCAGAACCAAGGUACCCAACCUACACCCUGGGCAUGGGAUACGUCUUCUCCAAUGAUCUUCCGGAGAAAUUUGUGGAGAUAUCAAAAUCAAUAAAACCCUUUAACAUUGAGGACGCUUAUAUUGGAAUGUGCAUGAAAAAGCUUGGACUUGGACCCACAUCACCGCCAGAUCCCUCCCAGUUUAAGGCCUAUAACACAAAAUACAACCGCUGUUCAUUCUCUAAGGUCAUCACCUACAUUCUCGCGUCCUCAGAACAGCUGGUGAAUUACUGGACUGAUUUAAAGAAACUAGGACCUCCUUGUUAAAAAAAAAAAAAAAAUCACUAAUGAUGCCCUCAGAACUCACUUUGGUUGAAGUGGUUACGUUGUAGGGAAGUGGGAUAUUAAUUUAUUUAUUGAUUUCUACUGUUCUGGUGUUAAGUUUUCCGUUCUCAUUUGAGACUUGUAAUCACCACUUUUGAGUAGUUUUGACUACUAAUGUUACUGUCGGCAGAUAUUUUGAUGAGCAGGCCUCUUAAAUGUAAAUGUACAAAUAUGAUUCUUUUGUGUCUGAACAUUUUGAUUUAUUGCAGGGUAUCUUAAUGCUAUAUGAAGGAAGCAAUGAAUUAUAUUCAUAUUAAAAUAUGAACAUUUGUUUUUAAUGGCA
Labrus mixtus (cuckoo wrasse) is the source of this 1749-nucleotide messenger RNA. Its product is annotated as beta-1,3-galactosyltransferase 2-like. Gene Ontology annotation, molecular function: N-acetyl-beta-D-glucosaminide beta-(1,3)-galactosyltransferase activity. The transcript has 2 exons. Gene Ontology annotation, cellular component: membrane. The record is from RefSeq and is a predicted model, not a curated record. The coding region runs from base 246 to 1409 and encodes 387 amino acids. NCBI's taxonomy places the organism in Eukaryota, Metazoa, Chordata, Actinopteri, Labriformes, Labridae.